AUCUGUUAGUGUAGGGGCUGGGGAUUUAGCUCAGCGGCAUAAGCGCCUGCCUUGCAAGCAGGCAGUCGUGAGUUCGAUCCCCGGUUCCGAUAAAAAGUAAAAGACAAAAAAAAAAAAAAAAAUGCCAUACACAUCUGUUAGUGUAACCCUUCCCAGCCCUGGUGUUCUUUGGAGACCCCCGAAACUCCUUGUCUAUAUAGCGCUUCAGUUAAUUUUUUUUUUUUUGUACCAGGGAUCGAACUCCUGACCUUACACUUGCCAGGCAGGUGCUUUUGCCACUGAGCUAAACCCCCAGCCCCCAGUUAAUACGUUAAUAAGUAUGUCAUCUAGAACCGGCAGAGGUCCUGAAUAAGACCUGUGAAAACCACAGCAAUGGCUGCAGCUGGAAAGAAGUCUGGGCCCAGUCAUCUUUCACAAAUGUGGACUAUAAGGGCCGUAAAAACGAGUGCCCUGUUCACUGCAGGAGGGAGUCACAGAGUGGAAAUGAACCCAGUUUCUUUACAUCCUAUCCAGUGAUCCUAACUAGAAGUCAAACACUUAAGAGUACUUCCCUUACUCCCAGGAGGAAGACAGACCUUCGGUAAACCACCACUUUUGGUGAACUUAGAAAACGGGGGACCACCACCCCCCCAUUUUGUGGUGGGAAGCUAGAGAGCCCCUCCUAUGGUGCCUCAGCUGGGAGGCUGUAGAAGUUAGAUUCUGGGGCUAAGCGCUGAGCCCAGCCUGGUUUUAGGAGUACGGCGCUAGCCUUGGGGGACCAAGUAGGGGUCAGAACCAUGGACAGCGCCACGGGCCUGCUUCCAAUGGGAAGCGGAAACCCCGGGAUUAGCCGGGUGUCAAGACCAGCUCUCCUCACCACUAGCUGUUCUAAGCAAAGCGGAGGACACGCGUGGUCCUGGGACAACCCUUCUGGCUCAGUCUCGUCCCAUGCCGCUUCCAGCGCUGGCCCCAGGGACACGAGGGCUGGCGUCCGGUGGGGCGUCCCUCUGUUGCAGCCGGAGCUGCCGCUGUCAUUGUUUCUACAGUCAGUGCGUGUUCUCUUCUGACGUCAGAGUUGUCCUGGCGCUAUAUAAGGCUGGCGGCAGUCCCGGGACAGACCCCGUGCUCCCCAAGGCGCCUUCGGCCCGCCCCGAGGCGCAGACGCUGGAGCUCCGCCUUGCACCAGCAGACGCUCUUCAACAACCUGGCCGGCGGCACCAUGAGGCAGGCGGGACGUGCGGCGCUGGCGGUGGGGCUGCUGCUGCUCCUGGUGCAGCUGCGCCCCGGGAGCGGCCAGUGGAGUCCGGUGUCGGCGACGGCGGCAGCCGGGGUCCAGGACCCGAGUCUGCGAUGGAGCCCCGGGGCGCGCAGCCAGGGCGGCGGGGCCCGCGCGCUGCUCCUGCUGCUGGCCGAGCGCUUCCCGCGCCGCGCGGGGCUGGCCGGCUGGGGAGCCGCAGGCGCCGGCGAGCGGCCGCGACGGGACGACCCCCCGCUGUCCAUCGACCUCACCUUCCACCUGCUGCGGACCCUGCUGGAGCUGGCCCGGACGCAGAGCCAGCGGGAGCGCGCCGAGCAGAACCGCGUCAUAUUCGACUCGGUGGGCAAGUGACGCCGGGCGGGGCCGGGCCGGGAAACCGCGACCCUCCCCACCCGGGUGGCCGUGUCUGGCCGGCUGGACCGGGUCCGCGGCGCGGAGCAGCCCGGAGACCACCCGAGCGCUCUGCGUGGCUAUUUUUUUUUUUUUUAAUAAAAAUGCUAAAGAGCC
Messenger RNA from Cavia porcellus (domestic guinea pig), 1744 nucleotides. It is a transcript of the gene Ucn, whose product is annotated as urocortin. Gene Ontology annotation, molecular function: hormone activity. Gene Ontology annotation, cellular component: extracellular region. The coding region runs from base 1199 to 1588 and encodes 129 amino acids. The record is from RefSeq and is a predicted model, not a curated record. Gene Ontology annotation, biological process: negative regulation of feeding behavior. The transcript is spliced from 2 exons. Lineage: Eukaryota; Metazoa; Chordata; Mammalia; Rodentia; Caviidae.